Messenger RNA from Capsicum annuum, 465 nucleotides. Its product is annotated as peamaclein. Lineage: Eukaryota; Viridiplantae; Streptophyta; Magnoliopsida; Solanales; Solanaceae. The record is from RefSeq and is a predicted model, not a curated record. The transcript is spliced from 2 exons. Bases 49 to 318 code for a protein of 89 amino acids.
UUGCAGAUUUGAUUUAAUUUAUUCAAUUGAAAUACAAUCAUUCUCUCAAUGAUGAAGCUAAGUUUUGCAACCCUCCUUCUAGUGACACUUGUUCUUACUUCUUUCUUUAUUCCAGCUAUUAUCGCUGAUUCAGAUUUCUGUGAUUCAAAGUGCAAUGUUAGGUGUUCAAAGGCGUCAGCACAUGAUAGAUGCUUGAAGUAUUGUGGGAUAUGUUGUGCUGAGUGUAAUUGUGUUCCUUCUGGAACUUUUGGGAACAAAGAUGAGUGCCCUUGCUACAGAGACAAGAAGAACUCUAAGGGAGGCCCUAAAUGUCCUUGAUUUUACUCUUUCCCCCAAUUAUUUAAAUCCUUCAUGUGCCAUGUUUGUUGUGAAAUAAGGAUGAUAAACAAAAAUAAGUGAACAAAUGAGGGGUUUUUUUGUACAUUUUAUUUAUGUUAUCGUUGAAUAAAAUGAGCUUUUACGGUU